CAUAGCAUUGCAAGCUCCUUCGCCAUCACCUCGAGUCUCGAGGCAUAACCCCAUUCUCAGCUCCUCCCUUCCCGCCCAUUAACCCCAACCCCGCGAUGUCCACCCCCGCCCCCGAGAUCCUGCUCUUCGCGCGCGGCGUCCUCGCCCUCUUCGACCUGUGGCCCGCGCUAACCAUCGCGGUACAGAACGGGUGGGGCGGGCCCGAGUCGGUGGAGAAGAAGACGUGGCUCCUCUCCGAGCUCGUCGAGCUGUUCGAGGAACGCGCGGUGCGCCUGCCGAGCGGCGCGAUCGAUCCCAGCGGCGACGAGCCGCUGAGCGAGGACCAGGUCGCCGGGCUGCUCGAGCAGGUGAUGGGCGACGAGUUCGAGGCCCUCGUCGAGGACAACUCGAUCGAGCUGAUGAGCGCCGACAUCGUGCGCUGUUGGCGCGACAUCCUCGCGGGCCGGGGCGAGGUCGUCGACGCCCUCGAGCGCAGGGCCGCACAGGCCAGCCGGAGCGGCGUCAAGGCACACGACGGCGGCGGCGAGGUCGAGGUCGAGGUCGGGGAGGAGGGGGAGUGGGAGAGCGAGGACGACGACGACGACGAAAACGAGGAGGAGGCGCCACAGCUCGUCGAGGCUCAGCCGCAGGAGCCCAGGCAGCGCCAGGGGCCUGUCAUCGACGACGACGGGUUCGAGAUGGUCCAGUCCCGCAAGUCGCGCCGUCGCUAAGCUGCGAUUCCUCUCCAAGCCGCGCUGCGCCCGGGCGCUCCGUUCAGUCCUCGACAUCGAUGGCGACGACCACCAACACAAGCUUACGCCCAUCGCUUCGUUGAUGCGCGCUCCCGCCCCGCCCCGACUGCCCCAUACUGUAUAUAUUUAGUCCGCGCCCGACAUGCAUAGAUCUGGGCCCUUGAUUGCUUACUCCCUCGUG
Cutaneotrichosporon oleaginosum is the source of this 912-nucleotide messenger RNA. RefSeq lists its product as uncharacterized. The record is from RefSeq and is a predicted model, not a curated record. Gene Ontology annotation, biological process: maturation of SSU-rRNA from tricistronic rRNA transcript (SSU-rRNA, 5.8S rRNA, LSU-rRNA). Gene Ontology annotation, cellular component: nucleus. NCBI's taxonomy places the organism in Eukaryota, Fungi, Basidiomycota, Tremellomycetes, Trichosporonales, Trichosporonaceae.